AUGAUAUCCCCAUCACCGUUACUUGUCAGCUGGAUCUGGAAGCUGCGAUUUCUUAGGGAUUGGAAUCCGAAACGGUUUUUGGUUCGAUCUGAAGAACCUGACUAUGCUGAUCGCGUCCGAGAGAACCGGAGGAUGAAAAGAAUGGCGUCUCGAUCCCAUCUGAAACGCACAACAUCACCUCCCAGUUGGAUGCCAAUCCUCCGAAGCUCACCAGGAGCAUCUGGCUUUCAUGCUUCGCGUUGCUACCAGGGUAUCGACAAGUACCAUGUUGGAGCUCGAAUAUCUGUUGGAUGUUCGGCGAAUGGAGGGGUGGAAGGGCGGCCGCCGGAUUCGCAUUCCGCGGGGGGUUGGAGUCGGAGUUGCAACCGAGAUUCAGAAUGGGCUCAAGGUCGACCGCUGCUGAGAGCUCCCUCCAUCCAAAUAUAUUCGGAGAGGCUCAUUUUGAUGUCUCAAGUCAUGCACAAGGAUCUUGGCUUAACUCGUUUCCCAACUAUGAACUGGAUGUUAAUUGCGAUGUAA
Molecule: messenger RNA, 519 nt
Organism: Prunus armeniaca (apricot)
Lineage: Eukaryota; Viridiplantae; Streptophyta; Magnoliopsida; Rosales; Rosaceae
Source: the annotation of a GenBank genome assembly